This is a messenger RNA of Entamoeba invadens IP1, 1401 nucleotides long. RefSeq lists its product as hypothetical. NCBI's taxonomy places the organism in Eukaryota, Evosea, Mastigamoebida, Endamoebidae. Bases 1 to 1401 code for a protein of 466 amino acids. The record is from RefSeq and is a predicted model, not a curated record. The transcript has a single exon.
AUGGUGAAAUUAGAAAAGGUAUAUUUGAUGAACGUCAUUCUAUUUUUAGAUUCGUUAAAAACGUUCCAAAAAUUUGUUUUAAUAUCUAAAGAUUGUGUUACGGCUUUCACUAUGCUCCGCAAAAACCCCAAUUACUCAUUAGAGACACUUUCAACUGAAUUAAAAUAUUUUACUUACACUAAACAUGAGACUCUUUGUUCGACAUAUUUAAUAGGACUUCCUUAUUUCCAGAUAGCAAGUGUUUUAGAUAUAACAGUUACUGUCUCUGAAUAUUUUACAUUAGUGAAACAACAAGAAAUAGUAUUGAAAAUACGUAAGUUGACUUUAAUACAAGACAUUUCAAUACUUCCUCUCAUGCCAAAUAAAAAGAACAUAUUUGACAUCACACUAUUCCCUAAUAUUCAACACAUCACUUUUAAUAUAUUACCAUACGUUAACACUUACAACGAUGAUACAAAUGUCAUCAAUUUUUAUAAUUUUAGACAACUGGAGACAAGUAAAGUCCUUACAAUUCACUUUUAUUGUUAUUCCCCGUCUCGUUUUGAGUUUGACCAAAGUGCUGCUAACACCGGAGACGUCGCGCUGAGACUUUUAAACUUAAAUUCUGAAUUAUUUGUGAAAUGCAAAAACACCACUUUUUACUUUGUGACGGACACACCAGUAAACAUCCGUAAGCUCCCAAAUGAUGCGGAGAAUAUUAUUAUAGCGUCAAGUGUGUUUACCGACAUCCCCGGAGUCAUCAAUUUAUACGACUGUGUGAAACGACCAACUCAUAUGGCACAAAUCGAACAGAACUUUUUAAAGUACUAUUUGAUGGAACUUAUUAUUAAAAAAAUCAAUUUUCCAAGUUUUGCAAAUUUUGAGAAAAUCACAACGCUCACAGCUCUCACAUUUUUUAAAGCAGAUAAAGACGUGAAAUUAAUUCUGCCAGAAACACUGAGAAGACUCGAAGUGUCUAUUGUCAGAAAAUACUCAAUAGAAGCAAAUUUGAAGAACGUCACUUUUUUGAAAGUCAAUGGAAUUCUUAAAAGUGAGUUGGGAGAUGGAUUGGAAAUGCUUUCUACAACAAAUAAAGUCGAUUGGAUGAAGUGCACGAAAUUAAGAGAAAUUAAUUUGGAAAAUGUCGAAUGCAAUGGAGAAAUUGUGUUGCCAGAAAGUACCACUAAACUUAGUAUUGACGAACAACAAAAUAAAGUUGUGGAUGUCAGAAAUUCUAAAUUAAAAGUGUUGGAAUUGAAACAAACAAAAUUUGAAAGGGUUUUUGCACCAAAGUCGUUAAUAAAAAUUUAUACCGACUUUGAAAUUGAAGAAGUGUGCGGAUUUCAUGGAGAACUCGUUGUGAAAUAUAAAAAUAAUACUACAUGUAAUACAUAUACGAAAAAUUGGUGUAAAAUUGCAUGA